ACAGAAACAGACAAAAACAAAAAAGGGUUUUCUUUUAUUUUUGUGUUGUCCAUUGAUGGAUGGCUAAGGCCAUUACUGAUUGAUCACGCGAAAAAAAAAAACAAAUAACUUGUUUUUGGUUGCUUCAGAACCAGAACCAGGAUCUGUUCGCAAUACUUCUGAUCGAAAAUCCAUAAUGCAAAACGAGUAUACUCUGGAAGAGCUCAGUUGUUUAGCACAAGAAAAAAUUGGUUUGGGUGAAAAACUGUUGCAUGAUCUAGAAAAACUACAAUCGGUUGACGGAGUGCGAAAAAUUGCGAAAAAAAUUAGUCAAGAGCUAAAAUUUUUGAGCAAGGUAAAAAACACCAAAGCAGUAACUAUUAAUCAUAUUCUGUGCAGUAACCUGACUCACUUCGAUUGUUUGGUGCAAUGUCUGCUUACCUGUGAGAAGGUAACUCAUGUCGAUUAUCCUCUGCCCUUGGAAGAACGUGGUUCUAAAUUGCGAAUAGAUAUAGUUGCGGACGGUGGUGCUACCUGGAUCAAAGUUAUUGCUCGCAAUCCUAAAUCUCUUAGUGAUGCAGUUCAUGGGCGAACAAGUUAUGGCUCGAAAAGUAUCCUUGAACAAGCAGCGGAAUACCAGGAGGCAGCAGAAUGUUAUCCGCAUAUGUUCAAACCCCCGCGAGUCGUAUUUCGUUUUCUUAGCAACAUUGAUUGCGAGUUGAUUGCUGAAUUAGAAACAAUUGGAGUUACUGUCCUGACGCUGCAAACUUCACAACCUGUUCCGCGAGCUGAGGUAGCUUGUGUUAAAAGCGUAAAUCUUGACAUUACAACUUUGAUUGCCUACGUAAGUGCUAUGACUAAUGGUUCAGCACACUGGGAGUAUAAUGAGCCGCUACUCACGGAACAAGCACGAUGGGAAAGAGAAACCCCCAUCAAACCCCUCCUAGAUGAUUACUUCGAUGGAAAAGAACUUAUUUGUUGUGAAACUGCUUAUAAUUCUUUCAACGAAAUUCUCUCGAUUUUGGGAGGUGAUGGAGAAAAAUUACGAGCAUCAGAACUGUUUCAGCGGGUUCGCGUACUGCCGGAUGUUGAACUGCCAGAUGAAAUGAGAAACAUUCGUGUUGGAGGCAAAAUCAAGCCAAGAAGUUUACAAAUUUUUGCUUUCGGUUUGAUUCAUGAAGCCAUCACAGUUACCUCGAAUGAAGGUUUUAUACGAGCUGCACGAAUGCAAGGACUGGAAGUUCCGGCAUUCGUGCACAACGCGCGAGCCUUGACGGAAGAAAAGGAGAAAACGGGACGAUUGCUGGUAGCAUGAUGCAAGAACAGCAAUGGAAUCAAAGAUACUUAGCGAUCUGUGAAAUUGGCCGGAUGUGUUCAUUUGAUAAUUAAAUUAGAUUAAGGCCUGUUGAUUAUUAAAAACAUUUAACAUAAA
This is a messenger RNA of Wyeomyia smithii (pitcher-plant mosquito), 1411 nucleotides long. Its product is annotated as UPF0415 protein C7orf25 homolog. Bases 176 to 1294 code for a protein of 372 amino acids. Lineage: Eukaryota; Metazoa; Arthropoda; Insecta; Diptera; Culicidae. The record is from RefSeq and is a predicted model, not a curated record. The transcript has 2 exons.